This is a messenger RNA of Centropristis striata (black sea bass), 5060 nucleotides long. RefSeq names its product apoptotic chromatin condensation inducer 1b (gene acin1b). Gene Ontology annotation, molecular function: nucleic acid binding. The record is from RefSeq and is a predicted model, not a curated record. Lineage: Eukaryota; Metazoa; Chordata; Actinopteri; Perciformes; Serranidae. The transcript has 17 exons. Bases 50 to 3865 code for a protein of 1271 amino acids.
GCAGCCGUAGCGACGCUUGUUGGGAGUUCAGACAAGCGGAGGGAGCAAAAUGGCGGACGAAGAUAUUACGCUUGAUGGAAAACCUCUACAAUCGCUCCGAGUGGCGGAUUUGAAAGCCGCUCUGGAGCAAAGAAACCUCCCGAAGAACGGACAGAAAAGCACCCUGUUGAAGCGACUAAAAGGGGCGCUGAUGCUGGAAAAUCUUCAGAAGUCGUCCUCCUCUCACAGUGGGCUGCAGCCCAACUCACAAAUUGGUGAAGAGAUGAGCCAGAAUAGCUUCAUCAAACAGUACCUGGCUAAACAGCAGGAACUCCUUCGCCAGAGACUGGAGCGAGAGGCCCAGCAAGAGGAUGAGUCAGAAGAAAGCCCAGCAGUGCCAGAGGAGGAUGAAGACCACUCCGAGGACAAUGACAGCUCUGCCUAUGUCCCUGACAAGAAAUAUCACUCCAUACCCACGAAGCCCUCAAUGAGCAGAGGGGAGGAGAAAGGAGGAGGAGAUGCAGCGAUGGCUCUCGGGAUGAUGUCGUCGUCGUGCGGCGCUGACAUGGGCCCCGGUCCCAACCUCCACCCCCAGGAGUACCUUGAGGCCCCAGGAGCUAGGAUGCAGCGGGCCACCUUUCACCAAGGACACAAGGAGCCACCGGCCCCGUCUCCUCCGCGCGCUGUAGCCUCCCUGUCAGUGCGCGUCCUGGGCCAGCCGGACCGCCAAGGCCUGCCCCCCGCCGUGCCCCGCUCCCAGGAGAAGGAGGGCACCGCGCCGAGCGAGCCGGGGUCAGCUCAUCCUGUCCUUCACCUCAGCCGAUCUGCCGGCGUCUCGGCGGGAGGUCAAGCCCAGGAGGACAGCGACGACGAUGAAGACGGUGAUGACGAGAGCGAGGAUGACGAUGACUGGGGGCCGGGGCCCGGUGGGGUGCGAAGGGGCAACAGAGUUCCUCCCCAGCCGCAGCAGAUGCCUCCAAGUGCCCCGUCAACAGUUGCCAGAUCCAAACGCAAACUCCAGCCUCCGCAGCACAUCCCACCACCGCAGGUACAUCACACACCAAUGCAACUGCGCCACCCCACUCCCCCCCCAUCUCCACCCCCUGACCUGUUUCCCCUCCCUGACACUCCCAAACAGAGCCCACCAGACACAGACGAGCAGGAGGCAGAAGGCCCCGAGGCUUCACAUGGUCCCAGGGGGCCUUUCCCCCCUUCCGCCAUGCAGAGACAAGAUUCUGACUCAAGCUCUUGUUCCAGCAGCCCCGACCCCCCUAUGAAGCGUAGGCCAGGGCCCCUUUCUCUGCUCGUACACAAGAUGGAGUCAGAGGGGGCUUUCCGUGCAGCGGAGGCCACGUCUGCCUUAGAUUUGUCAGGAGAGGCAGCGCACUCCACUGCUGGGUCCGCCAGCUCCAGUGAAUCUCCGCUGCAAAGAUUGGAGAGAAAGAGGCUGCAGGAGAACAGAGAGAUGGAGGAAGAAAGGCGGCUGAAGGAGGAGAAAGAGAGGGAACAACAGCAGAAGCUGGAGAGGGAAAGAAAGAUGCUCCAGGAACAGGAGAGAGAGAAGAAACGCCUGGAAGAGGAGAAGGAGAGGAAGCGGCUGGUAGAGGAGGAGAAGCAGCGUCAGAAAGAGGAGCGAGAAAAAGAGCGCAAACGCCAGGAGGAGGAGAAAGAAAAAGAGAGAAAACGUCUGGAGGAGGAGAAAGAAAAGGAGAGAAAACGCCUGGAAGAGGCGAAGGAAAAAGAGCGAAAACGCCAGGAGGAGGAAAAGGAAAAGGAGAGAAAACGGCAGGAAGAGGCCAAAGAAAAAGAGAGAAAACGCCAGGAGGAGGAGAAGAGAAGGGCUGCUGAAGAGACACACAAGAGACAGGAGGCAGCCAACAAAGGCAGAGUGGCUGUGACUGAGGCGCAAGAUUCAGGUUCCUCCUCAGACUCUGACUCCAAAUCAGACUCCUCUUCACGCUCAUCACAAUCCUCCUCCUCCUCCGGGGAUAAAACCGGCCCUACCAGACAGCUGAAGAAGGCUGCCCAAGGAGCAGCAGCAGCAGCGGAUGAUGAGAAAAAGACUAACCUGAGUAAAGGGGCAGAACAACGAUACCUUUCAAAAAGGGAGGUGUCGGAGCCCAGCGCCGCCGCCGUCACAGAGGUGGAACCAGACUCGGAGGGCUCCAUGGCUCAGCAGCCGCCCUCUGGGGCUGAGCCAGAGAACAGCGAGGGCCGCCUGGAGGAGAGCACCACUCCUAAGGCUUUCGCUGCUCGCAAGAUAUCCUUGACCAGCAGCAAGACGUCUCCAGCCACCACAGAUGGAGGAGCAGGUGAGUCCGAGACGGGAACUGCAGCAGGGAGGAAGAGGCGGUGGGGCUCCAGCACAGCCGUCACUGCGAAGAAACCAUCCAUCAUCAUCACCACUGACUCACUGAAGUCGUUGAUCCCAGACAUCAAAGUGAACCAGGAGGCGGUGGUGGAGCUGCACCCAGAGGAGCUGCAGAUGUCCGGGGACGAGGAGAGCCCAGACAACAGCCGGGGGGACCAGGACAAAGGCCUCAAGAUCCGACGCACCGUCACACAGGUCGUCCCAGGUGACAGCCAGGAAAAUGGACAGACAAACGAAGAGGAAGAGGUGGAGAAAACAGAAAAAGAAAAACAACGCCGGACUUCCAGAGACAAAAGGAAGAACAGCGUGUCCGAGGAUGCCAUGGAAACACAGACAUUUGUCAAGCACGAAGGAGAGGAAAAUAAAGUCACCCCCAGUGACAGUCUGGUGCGCCGCUCCAUCAGCCAGCAGAAGUCUGGCGUGUCCGUCACCAUCGACGACCCCGUCCGCACAACCAGGCAGCCCUCGCCGCCUCGAGGGAAAAUCUCCAACAUCAUCCAUGUGACCAACCUGGUGCGACCCUUCACCCUGGGCCAACUCAAAGAGCUGCUGAACAGGACGGGCAGUGUGCUGGAAGAUGGCUUCUGGAUCGACAAGAUCAAGUCUCACUGCUACGUCACCUACGCUACGACAGAAGAGGCGGUCGCCACCAGAGCGGCCCUCCACGGCGUCAAAUGGCCUCCCAGCAACCCUAAGGUCCUCAACGUCGACUUCUGUGACCAGGAGGAGUUGGACAAUCAGAAAGGCAUCGUGAAGCAAGAGAAGGAAGACGACCACGUCGUCCAGCCAGUCGGCCCUCAGACCCGGCUGCCCCCUCUGAUGCCUGAACGAGACCGCGACAGAGACCGCGACAGGGAUCGCGAGCGAGACCGGGAACGUGACAGAGGCGUGGUGGGAGUGCGGGACCUGUGGGCGGAGCGGCAGAGAGAGAUGGAGCGCCGGGAACGAGCUCGCGGAGAGCGGGAAUGGGACCGGGAUAAGGUCCGGGAAUUUGCGAGGCCGGGAGAGGACGCACGACGAUCCCGAUCCAGAGACAGAGAGAGGAAGAGGAGGGAGAGGGCCAACAGCAAGGAGAGGAAGAUCAUCAAGAAGGAAAAAGGAGAUGAACCUCCUGCAAAACUGCUAGACGACUUGUUCCUGAAGACCAAAGCAGCUCCGUGUAUAUACUGGCUUCCCCUCAAUGAGGAGCAGGCGGCGCAGAGGCUCCUGGACCGAACCGAGCGGCAAAAGGAGCGCGAGCGAAGGCGCAAGGAGCGGGAAGAGGAGGAGGAGAAGAAGCGCGAGGAGGAGAAGAAGGAGAGGCUGAAGGGUCGGGAGAAGGACGGCAGCGUGGCGGCGAGCGGCGUGGCGGCCGCCGGCCGAGGCGUCGACAGAGAGCGCGAGAGGGAGCGGGCCCGAGACAGAGAGGGGGACAAGAAGAGGGACGGCAGCCACCGGCCCAGACGGCCCUCGGUCGGCGCCGGGAGCGGACGGCGCUCUCGUAGCCGUAGCAACCCCAGGGAUCGACGCCGCUGAGGGCCGAGCGACUGCAGGGAAAGCUGAAGAGAGAGAGAGAGAGAGAGAGAGAGGGGCACGGCGUAGCCGGGGACACUGCAGACAGGAAGUCUUGGGAGGGAGACACAUUUCUCUCCUCAGGUUCAGGACUUGUGUCUGCUCCUCGCUAGCCGCCCCGCCGCGCUUUUAAUUCGUCCACUUUUUGACGCCAGCGUUGUCUUCCACACACUUCUGCCAUUUCCCCUCCCGCCUCGUCCGUGUCCAUUCACACCCAGAAAUGAUAGUAAAACGACGGUUGAUUUAGCUUCCCCUUCCCCGCUCUCCUGUUCUCUCUCCGUCUUCCACCAGUCGCUCCUUUCCCGUCAGUAGAGAGCAGCAGACCUCCUCGUCUCCGUGUCGUGCUGUUAAAAGAAAAGACGGUGGUUUCUUUGGCUCGCCUCAGCAUUUUGUCCCGCUGAGGUUUGGGAGGCCGCCUCUUUAUUUUAGUUCUGCGGGUGCACAGUUCCUUCCUCCUCCUCGGAGCCCUGUAAUAAAACCAGUCCAAAAUAGAUCCCCGGCCUUCAGAUAUUUUCUAGGAUCAGUUUUAGUGUUCUACUCUUCAGCACUGAAUUUUUAUAUAUAUAUAUUUAUAUAUAUAUAUAAAAAUAUAUAUAAACGACUGAAUUUAAGUGAGGAUUUUUGUUUUAUGAAUCAUGUUAAUUUUUUUUUUUCAGCCUUGGAGGGUUGUUGUGUGUUACAGCAGGUGAUGUUUGUGUGACUUUAAUCUCCCACCAAGACGCACCUGGUUCCCGAGUCUCAACACUGUAACCUAGAAAAGUGUGCGAUAGUACAAGACGAGAUGUUGUGUGUUGUGGUGAAGCAGGAGACGUGCACACAGCCGGGUUUGUCUCUAGCAGACGGAGUCGAGAAGGGGAGGAAAUAAAAAAUUCUUGUCAAGUGAUUUAUUGUGUAAUCCGGACAGGAAGCCCACCUUCCCUGCACUGAGGUCUCCUCUCACCUUUCAAUCAUAUAUAUAUUUAAGAGGAGUUUAAGAAGUCUUAUCUUCUAAUAGAGUUAAUGGUUACAAUUUUAAUAUUUUUAAUUUUAUGUUUUUAGUUCCAACAGUUAAGAUUUUGUUGCUUUCCCCCCUCCCCCUUCCCCCCCGUUUCCCUUCCUGCAAGUGCUGAAUGUACCAAGAAUUUAAAGAAUGAAUAAAUUUAAAUUGGUUAUCAGCCUC